This is a messenger RNA of Ambispora leptoticha, 1439 nucleotides long. Lineage: Eukaryota; Fungi; Glomeromycota; Glomeromycetes; Archaeosporales; Ambisporaceae. The record is from the annotation of a GenBank genome assembly.
AGAAAAACACUACAGGAGAAACUAAUGAAACAAAUGCAGAUACUGGAGAAAUUGAUGUGAAAACUGCCACUUCAAAUAACCUUGACUUAGUCACCGAGGACAAUGUAACAAAUGAUAUUACUGAAACUAAUGUUCCUAAUUCAGAUGAUGCUGUACUUGACGCUAUGAUAGAUGCUAUUGUUGACGUUAAUAAUGUGAAUACAAAGCAUUCCGAAUCUUCCGCAGAUUUAGAAAAACUAUUACCAAAUGAUUCACCAAAUGACUCAUCUAAUGAUUCAUCAAAUAAUUCACAAAAUGAUUCAAAUAAUUUGUCAAAUGACUCAUCACAUGAUUCAUCAAACCAACUGCCGAACACGUUAUCAAACUCUAAUUAUACUUCAGGAACAGUUACCUCUACUAAUGAGAAACCAUUAUCUUUAGCUACUUCUUCAACAGCUCAAUUACAUCAUCCUCCAUCAUCACCAACAGCAGAUUCCACCCUUGAUAAUUCUUCACAACCAAAUGUGCCUUUAGAAUCAGACUCGACAUCUUUUCCACAUUCACAUGUUGCUCGAUCAAUUCCUCCCACACCUACGACACCAUAUUUUCCAGCUACGGAAGGGUCCACAAAUUUACCAGAAUUUCCAUCAGAACCUAUAUCUGGAAUGCCAUAUCAAUCGCGAUUAUGCAUGUUAUAUCCAUUUACAUUGUAUGACGCAUUACAACAUGCAACUUUUAACACUUCCUUAUACGCUAGUUCUCGUCGAGCAAUGCAAAUAUUACAAGCUAGUCGUACUUAUUUUGCUCAUGAAUUGCUUGGGCGAUUGCAAACCAUGGAAAAUUUUUCAGAUGUUAAUGAACAAAAUAUUGAAGAUUUCUUUUUUGAACCGGAUGAACUUCCUAAAGUUCCUGAAGAAACAAAAAAAAUCAAACAAUGCCUUGAUAUCGUUCGUGAUGAAAUUAGCACUUUAAGGCAACAAUGGAAUUCAGCGUCUUGGGUAAUGACAGCUAUUGAAUGGGAUCGUCAAAGAACAAUGAAAUCUUAUAAUUUUGGUAGUCGAUCAUUAUCACACAAUUUUUCUAGAAAAUCUUUACUUUCGAAUCGUUCUACUUCAAUUCGUAGUUCUAAUAGAGAAAGUGAUAAUUCAAGUAUGGUAAAAGGAAAGGGAUCUGAUACCGCAUCUCAAAUUGAAACUCUUCGAGAUACUAUGUACCAUGCACCUGAUCGUGCAUGGAAUAAUAUUCGCCUUCUAGGGGUUAAUCUACCAACGUCCGAUAUUAAUGAUUUUGUAUUUGUAAAAAAUAAACAAUCUAAUAGUAAGCAAAAGAAGCAACCUAAUAAGAAAACAUCCAAAUCUCAAAAGAUGGCAGCCAGCAAACCUAUUCCACCUAUUCUAGCAUCAUAUUUAUCAACAUUACCGUCCGUCUCUUCGAAAAAUCGGUCAUCAACAUCAUCAUCU